AUGAAUGCUGGCCUAGACCAGGCCGCGACAAUCAGCACAGGAGAUUAUAGCACACCCGGUUACAAGGACAGCCGACAUGAUAUUGUGCUAGCCAUGAUGGCGUGGGUCGAAAACGGAACUGCACCAGAUUAUAUUGUCGCCACAAAGUGGAAGGACGAUUCUACUGCGACAGAGAUCUUGCGCCAGCGACGCAUUUGUCACUACCCACUUCAGGCGAAGUAUGACGGCAAGGGAGAUCCGGACGAGGCCGACAGCUGGACGUGUCAGUCGUUGUAUUGA
Molecule: messenger RNA, 279 nt
Organism: Penicillium argentinense
Lineage: Eukaryota; Fungi; Ascomycota; Eurotiomycetes; Eurotiales; Aspergillaceae
Product: tannase and feruloyl esterase
Exons: 1
Coding region: 1-279 (92 amino acids)
Source: RefSeq, a predicted model, not a curated record